GGGCGUUUGUUCGGCGGCGUAGGGGGGGAUGAGGAGGAGGGGACGAGAGCGGUGGUGCACGUACGAGGCGUGAAUAAGGGUAGUUGUGAGGGUGUGGUUGUGAGCGCUGUUGUAUCGAUGGAUGGAUGGGUGGUUAUAGUAUUGGUGGUGAUGGUGGGAAGAAGUGAAAAUUUACUACCCACGCAACGCUACUGUAUACAUAUGUACCAGUACUCGCACAUCUACAUGCAUGGCUAUACAUGCACACACUCUCCUCAGCAAACGCUGUAGAACUCAACAAAAAGCAUAAUCCCUACUCUGCAUUCUGCACUGCACCUGCUACUGCUGCCUUACCUACGUACAUACCUACAUCUACCUACAUACUCACCAAGCUGCCCACGAGCAACCCACCUUUCUCCCUCUCCCUCUAUCUCUUCUCACUUUCUCUCCCUCCUCCCACCGCCUCCCACUCCGUCCAGUACCACAAAUCACCUACCAACACAUCACCGCCCUCACCGCCUCUAACCCUCACUACCACAACGGCACCCUCCCGCUGCGGCCUCCCGCCCAAAGCGCGCACGCAGCAAACCCGCACACGCAUCCCCAGCAAAAGAAGAAGAGAAAGAAGAAGCAAAAGAAAAGAAAAAAAAAAAAAAAAACAAGCAAGCAAGCAGACGCCCACACGCCCACACGCCCGGCACCACACGCUCGCAACGCCCCCACGCGUACGUGUCCACCGCUCAAGCACCAUCUACCCUACACACGCAUCUACGGACCUACCUACCCAUCCCAACCCGACCCAGCCCGCAUCGUCUCGCCUCGCCUCGCCUCGCCUCGCGCCGUCCCGCCCGCGCCGUCCCGUCCCGCCCCAUGCCGCAUCGAGCCGCGCCGUUUCACAGUCUCAGUCUCAGAGUCAGGACGUCUCAGCCACUCGCGCGCGCACCAAGGGCUUACGCGAGACAGGCGCGCGCGUGACGGAACGGGAAGGAAGGAAGGAAGGGAGGGAGGGAGGGAUGGAGAGAGGGAAUCUAGGUAAGGUAGGAAGAAGGGGGGCCUGUCCGCGCGCUUGCUCGGCACGAUGGGGGCGCGGUGCGUGGGUCUUGCGUAUCGCGUAUUGGGUAUUGGGUGUUGUGUCGGGUACGAGGAGGAUGGGUGCGAGGUAGGUCGGUAGCGAGGUGUGUGUGUGUGGGUAUGUGUGAGUGCGUGUGGCGCCUACUGACCGAGCGCGUGGUUGGCCGUUCGUAGGUGGCUUCGUCUGUCGCGCUGCUGCUAACUAACUACCUAGUACGAAGUGAGUCGGCGCGUGCCCAGGUACGGAGGUGGGUGGGUACGCCGGUCUGGAGCUGUCCGUCCACCAGCCAGCCAGCCAGCCAGCCAGCCAGC
Messenger RNA from Aplosporella prunicola CBS 121167, 1362 nucleotides. RefSeq lists its product as uncharacterized. Lineage: Eukaryota; Fungi; Ascomycota; Dothideomycetes; Botryosphaeriales; Aplosporellaceae. The record is from RefSeq and is a predicted model, not a curated record. The transcript has a single exon. The coding region runs from base 240 to 1142 and encodes 300 amino acids.